AACUAUUGGUCCAUUUCCAUGUUAUUUUAUAAACCCCAUCAUACUCGGAGCAGCCAACCAAAGAGAAGGACAACGAAUAAGAGAAUCAUAGAGACACAUCAUGAACCAAACCGAAAGCUCCGCGGGAACUAAUAACACCAAACUGGCCGUAACCGGAUCAACAUCCGCCGUACCGGAAUGGACAACCGAGACCAUCAAUGGUGGAUCAUUCCGCCAAGUAGAUCUCCAUAUCGGAACCAACGGCUGGGCCUCGCCUCCAGGCAACGUCUUCUCUCUCCGCUCCUCUAACUACUUCACGAACAAACAGAAAUCUCCCGGCGGAGAUUACCUCCUCUCUCCCGCCGGUGUGGACUGGCUCAAAUCCACUACAAAACUCGACAACAUCAUGUCUCGUCCCGACAACCGUGUGGCCCACGCGCUCAGGGAAGCCCAGUCCCAAAACAGCUUCAUCUUCGCGGUGAACUUCGAAGUCUCAGGCAAGGAACACUACCACAUGGUGUUAUACUUCGCCACGGAAGAGCCUCUUCCCUUAGACUCCCCCCUCCAACGUUUCAUCGACGGAGACGAUUCUUUCCGUAACCAAAGAUUCAAGUUAGUGAGCCAAGUCGUGAAAGGUCCUUGGGUUGUUAAAGCGGCGGCAGGGCAGUUCGGGGCGUUCCUUGUCGGUAAGACCGUGAAGUGUAACUACCACAAAGGGUCUAACUACUUUGAGGUCGAUGUUGAUACAGGUAGCUCGGCUAUCAUGUCGGCGGUUGUACGGCUUCUGUUGGGGUACACCAAGAGCUUUGUUGUCGACGUUGGCUUGGUUAUUGAGGCGCAAACGGAGGAUGAGCUGCCGGAGAGACUGAUCGGAGCUGUUAGAUUGUGUCAUAUGGAUUUGUCGUCGGCGUUUGUGGUCGGAGAGCAGACAUUGGAACCGUGUGGAAUGUUGGGUUCGGUGGAAGCAAGCCACCCACGACGAGGACACGAACUGAAUGUCAACAAGGAACCAACCUAGGUCAACGAUUACUAGAUCCGAUCUCAAUACUGUUAAAACUUUAUUUUUGUUUUUUUCUUUUGUCAACAAACUUUAUUUUUGUUUGUUUGACUUUUCAAUAUUUAAGCAAUAU
Brassica oleracea var. oleracea is the source of this 1109-nucleotide messenger RNA. Its product is annotated as protein ENHANCED DISEASE RESISTANCE 2-like. The record is from RefSeq and is a predicted model, not a curated record. The coding region runs from base 101 to 997 and encodes 298 amino acids. The transcript has a single exon. NCBI's taxonomy places the organism in Eukaryota, Viridiplantae, Streptophyta, Magnoliopsida, Brassicales, Brassicaceae.